UACCUGUCUCGUGUACCUUUCACAGCUGGACUACACUUACCAGAAUGCAUUGGGAUGCGAGUCGAAAACCCUGAACUGUCCAAGCAAGGGGUCAUACGUAUUGUGUUGUGAAUUAAACAGAUAAGUAAUGAACGCAUUGAUGAAAAGCACUAAACUCUCAAACUAGUUUACAUGUACUACUAGAUUCAUUGUUAAACGUGACUCAGUUUUAAUAAAUUACUUUUUGGAGCUCUUCUCCAGUUUUAGUUGAGUUAACGCUGGGGGCUUUAUGAAAUUGGACACUCAACCCAAGAUUAAAACAAAUCGAGUACAUCGUCCAAGGAGCUGGAACAUACCGUACAGACAGUACCAUAGUUUACCUAAGAAGAAUCAUGAAAGCCGUGUCUUAUUAGACACCCCGUUUCACCUGGGCUCACAAACAACAAGGUUGAAAAUGCCCAGCCUCCCAUUAUCUUCCAGCAGUGGCUAUAUGGAGGAAUGCUGGGAGUGGGAUAUCAAUGCGAAGUCUCCAGCAGCCGUGCUGUCGCCAUGCCGACAAGCUGUGUACUUCCACAUCGACCCAGUCCGGGAGAGCGAGGGGACAGCUGGGGUCAGGGGAACUAAAGGAUUCACCCAUGGAGAGCACUACUGGGAGGUGGAGUUUCUGGAGCCCCCAUACGGGACGUCAGUGAUGGUGGGGUUGGGAACAAAGAGAGCACAGCUGCACGUGGGGGACUACCAGUUUAUCAACCUGCUGGGCGUGGACGAUGAGAGCUGGGGGUUGUCUUAUAGAGGUUUGGUUUGGCAUAAUGGAAGAAGCAGGAAGUACACUGAGCCUUUCUAUGAGAAGAGGACUGUCAUCGGUGUUCGUUUGGACCUGCACGCCGGGACCCUGAGCUUUUACAGAAACAGGAUCAACCUUGGAGUGGCCUUCACGGGACUGGAUAAGGUGGGAGUCCCGCUGUACCCUCUAGUCAGCUCCACUGCAGCGGAGACAGAGCUGCUCUUGGGUAUGCGGAGCUGGGGCUUCACCUCCCUGCAGGAGCGCUGUCUCUGCACUGUGCUGCAGCACCUGGAGGAGGGGGCUCCCGUCGACACUCUACCGCUGCCCCAGGCCAUCCGAGGCCAGCUCCAGGCAUAUAAAACCGUGUUUCAAAUGCACAGAGAAAAGAAAUGUAGGUGACACCCGCCAGGACAUAAGGUUAACAUAUGACUCAGUGUACACGAGGACAGAUUAGGACAGUUCAGGCUUUUCAACUCACUUCGCAGUGCAUUCUGGUAAGUGUAGUCCUGCUGUCAAAGGUACCAGAGACAGGUAAAACAUGGCAGAAUGCAUUGCAAUUUGAAUUGAAAAUCCUGAACUGUCCUCGUGUACAUGGAGUCAUAUGGUAACCCUACCUGGACUUCACUUCGAUUUACUAGCUAAAUAGGGUGUCUCAUAUCUAGGUGGUGGUUGUGUUUUGAGAUGUUAUUUUAUAUAUAAUGUGGAUUAUUGUGGUUAACUUUACCAUCCAGAGGAACACUCAUUGGAGCAACUUACCAUAAGAAUCUCACUUUAGCUGUUUCAUGUCAUUUAGAUUACAAAUUUAACAGAAGCUCUAUGCAAGUGGACGGUCACUUCCUUUUUAUUAUUUCAUCAGUUUUCUCUAGUAUAUAUCAGACUUUAUUUAACUUAUCUAUGAACUAUUAACAAAACUAAUAACAUUAAAGAACAGACAUAUUUUAUGAUUCAACACAUUACUUGAGCAAGUCUUUAAGGUAACCGUUCAUUCACUAUAAUCAGAUUUGCUAACUGAAACUUGUCGUCAGCACUCCAGAUAAGGUUUUGGGUCUUGGAGUAACUUAUUCUCUUAAUUUUAACACAGAGAGUAUGAAUACUGUACAAAACAUUUAAUGGUAAUGGGGUAGCAUUACAAAAGAGCUUUCCAUUUUAACUGCAAUGUUACUUUGAACUCUGUACAACCACGCGUGUGUUCUACAAGGUUCUUUAUUGGCUCAGCGCAUCUUUUUCAAGGUACCACACUGACUCUGCAAAUUAAUUACGUUACUUAUAUUUGAACAUUACAUUCUUAAUCUCAGUGCAAAGACAACAGGGCUAGCCAGAGAUUGGAAAAUGUUUGUUAUGUUGUUUUUUCUUGUGUAGUUUCCUAUUAACUAGACAUUGUAUUCUGGGAGAUGUAGUUGUUAGUGGAAGUUUUAGGGGAGGCGGGAGGGGAGGCACACAAGCUGUGCAGCAAAAUUGCUAACUGUAUUUUUACGCAUGACAUUUUAAAUUUAGUGAGUAUUUUGGAUUUUUUAAUGCGUAAAAAUGGCAGGUAUACAGCUUAUCUGGACCGGUGCUUGUAGGGUUUAAUUAUUUAUAAAGUAUUGUUACAAUGAAUCUACCUCUUGUUGCUGGAAUUUUAUUUUAUUUUUUUCUUAAACAUAUAAAAAAUAACCAAAGCAUUAAAAAGAAUGCUAUUAGUAUGACACAAGGCAUAUGCAUGAAAAUAUUGUCUAUCGUUGCUAAAUACAUGCAAAGGAAAAUGUAUAGUUUUAUGUAUCUUAGUAUACCUUUACUUAUGUUUACCCAUGUUAUUAUUUGUUUAUUUAGCAGACGCCUUUAUCCAAGGCAACUUACAGAGACUAGGUGUGUGAACUAUGCAUCAGCUGCUGAGUCACUUACAAUUACGUCUCACCCGAAAGACGGAGGUUAAGUGACUUGCUCAGGGUCACACAGUGAUUGAGUGGCUGAGGUGGGAUUUGAACCAGGGACCUCCUGGUUACAAGCCCUUUUCUUUAACCACACAUUUAUUAUAAUAAAUACAAUGAUUUAGCUAUAAAAGGGUAUAUGGUUUGUAUGAAAUCAAUUUUAAAACAUCAAAAGGUAGGAACCGGAGAUGAAUGUUAUUUUAUGUACUGGUCGCUGGUGAAUAUAUAACAAUCAUGCAAUAAUUAAUGAAUUAAAAACAAAUCACAACCACUGUUUGUAUUUGUUUGUAUUUUUAAUACAAUAGAUUUAUAAUUCACAAUAGAUAAUUCAUAAAAAGGUCAGUUUUGAAAAUGACAAAUCGGGAAUAAAACAGCCAGUACAGAACUGAUUUUGGCUUCUUAAGUAGAUCUGAAGAACAGAACAACCAUAAGUAAAAAAAAGUACAAUCUAUAUUUCUUUAUAAAGUUCACAUUACAAUGCAAAAUAAUAGUUUGAGAUAUAUAUAUAAUAUCCACUUGGCAACAAAAUGCUAUUAGAGUUUGGUGUUGUAAUCACUGAAAUAAGGCACACAGCCAUUGUUUACAACAUGUUCACACCCCCACCCACUUAAAACGUUUUACACUUUGCCAUGUACUGUACUGUCAAAAUUUAAACGCUUUUUUUUUUUUUUUUU
Messenger RNA from Acipenser ruthenus (sterlet), 3344 nucleotides. Its product is annotated as SPRY domain-containing SOCS box protein 3. NCBI's taxonomy places the organism in Eukaryota, Metazoa, Chordata, Actinopteri, Acipenseriformes, Acipenseridae. Gene Ontology annotation, biological process: proteasome-mediated ubiquitin-dependent protein catabolic process. Gene Ontology annotation, cellular component: SCF ubiquitin ligase complex. The record is from RefSeq and is a predicted model, not a curated record. Bases 269 to 1162 code for a protein of 297 amino acids. The transcript has 6 exons. Gene Ontology annotation, molecular function: protein binding.